UUAGCCUGACUUAGGUUUCUUCCCAUAAUUGUUUGGAAAGAUCCAAUAGUUUUUUCCUGCCCAUUUGCUAUACAAUCACAAAGGUCAACUUGGUAAUUUUGUUUAGUGCCCUAUCAAGAGCAUGGCACUCGUAGGACUCGUAUAAAUAGGGGGAAACUUGUUCACUCCAAAGAAAACAAUCCAAGAACCACCAACAAUACAAGUAUAACAAAGCACCCUUAAACUUCUAAGGCCAUUCUCCAAUACAUAAUUUUCUGCCCACUAAAGAAAGCUUCUCUAUUGCUUUGGCAGCAACAAGGAACACCAAAAUAAUGGACCAAAACCAGAAGCUCCUAGAUCAUGCUGCAAAAAUUGACAAGUACGACCAUUUCUUGAGAAGGACUUUGCAGGUUGUUAUCUCAGUCUCUCUUUUGUCCUUGUUCUUUUUCUAUUACCCUGGCGUUUUCUUCUUCCCUUAUUCCCUUGUUCACACUCUUGAGAGGAAGUACAUCUUCAUCAUCUGCAACGGAAUCCUCGCUUUCCUCGCGAAAAGCUCGAGUUCUCGGAGCCUCUACUCUUAUUCGGAUGAGACAGUUCUCGGCGGCAAAUUCUCCGGCGCAGUUCCAAAGUUAGACGCAAUUGACGUUGUUUCAGAAGAGCAAACACUUUCUCCGGAGAGUAGCAUUACUUCUCCGGUCGGUGUCUCUUUUGUCGAUGAAGAGGGAAAAGAACAAGAAACUGUAGAAGACCAAGAAGCUGAUCAUGAAGAACAGGAAGAGCAAGAUAACUCCGAAGACUUAGAGAACGAAAACGACUCGGAUGAAGAAGACAAUGGCCGGUUUUCGAGCAAGGAAGAAGAGGCCGAAGAAGUGGAGGAGGCAACAGAAAGUGCAGCAGAUGAAGAGCUCACGAUUAGUACAGACGAACUGAACAAGAAGUUUGAAGAAUUCAUAAGGAAAAUGAAGGAGGAACUUAGAAUUCAAGCUCAACAGCAACUAAUCACGGCUUAACUAAUUAUAAUUAAUGUUAAUAUAAUUUUAGUGGAUAUAU
Messenger RNA from Morus notabilis, 1029 nucleotides. RefSeq names its product rRNA biogenesis protein RRP36. NCBI's taxonomy places the organism in Eukaryota, Viridiplantae, Streptophyta, Magnoliopsida, Rosales, Moraceae. The coding region runs from base 312 to 989 and encodes 225 amino acids. The record is from RefSeq and is a predicted model, not a curated record. The transcript has a single exon.